AUGGCCAGCGCAGACGAGCUCAAAGCUCUGGGCAACAAGGCCAUUGCCGAGAAGAACUUUGACGAUGCCAUUGACAAGUUUACCCAGGCCAUCGCCAUCCAGCCCGAAAAUCACAUCCUCUACUCGAACCGAUCUGCUGCCCACGCUUCCAAGAAGGAGUGGGACUCUGCUCUCAAGGAUGCGGAGAAGACGACUGAGCUCAAGCCUGACUGGGCCAAAGGCUGGGGGCGCAAGGGUGCUGCUCUUCACGGCAAGGGAGAUUUGCUUGGUGCCAACGAUGCUUACGAAGAAGGUCUGAAGCACGAUGCCAGCAAUGCCCAGCUGAAGAGCGGUCUGGCGUCCGUUGAGAAGGCCAUGCAGCAGGAGGCUGGUGGUGCUGGUGGUGACGACCCGGGUGCUGGACUCGCGCGCAUGUUCAACGACCCCCAGCUUCUGCAAAAACUGGCCUCCAACCCCAAGACCAGCAGCUACAUGUCCGAUCCCUCCUUCAUGGCCAAGCUGCAGCAACUACAGAAGAACCCGCAGAUGACCCCCGACAUGUUCAGCGACCCCAGAAUGAUUCAAGUUCUUGGUGUUAUGAUGGGCGUCGAUAUGGAAAUGAGAGACAGCGACCCCCGUGAACAGGGUGACGUCAACAUGUCCGAUGCUCCCGCCCAGGAAAGCAAGCCGACGCCCGCCCAGAAGGCCCCAGAGCCCGAGCCCGAAGCGGAACCAUUGGACGAGGAGGCUGUCGAGAAGAAAAAGGCCAAGGAGGAGGCUGACAAGGAAAAGGCCCUGGGCACGGAGAACUACAAGAAGCGCAACUUUGACGAGGCCAUCAAGCACUACACCAAGGCCUGGGAGACGUUCAAGGACAUUACAUACCUCAACAACCUCGGAGCCGCCCAAUUCGAGAAGGGCGACUACGAUGCCUGUAUUGAUGCGUGCAAUAAGGCUGUUGAAGAGGGCCGCGAGAUUUAUGCCGAUUUCAAGCUGAUGGCCAAGAGCUAUGCUCGUAUGGGAACUGCGUACGAGCGCAAGGGUGACCUAGAAAAGGCUAUUGAGAACUACAACAGGUCGCUCACCGAGCACCGCACACCCGACGUUCUCAACAAACUCCGAGCGACCGAGAAGUCCAAGAACGAAGCCGCCAAGGCUGCCUACAUCGACCCCGCCAAGGCUGACGAGGCUCGCGAGGCUGGCAACAAGAAGUUCAAAGAGAGCGAUUUCCCUGGUGCUGUUGCCGACUACACAGAAAUGGUCAAGCGUGCCCCUGAUGAUCCCCGUGGCUACAGCAACCGUGCCGCCGCCUUCAUCAAGCUGUUCGAGUUCCCUAGUGCUCUGGAUGACUGCGACAUGGCGAUCAAGAAGGAUGUGGCCUUUAUCCGGGCCUACAUCCGCAAGGCACAGGCCUACUUCGGCAUGCGCAAGUACUCUGACUGCGUUGAUGCUUGCACGGAAGCUCUCGCCGUUGAUGCUGAGCACCACAAGGGGGCCAAUGCUCGCGAAAUCGACCAGCAGCAGCAGAAGGCUUUUGCCGCCAUGUACUCGGCGCGCGACAACGAGACGGAGGAGCAGACUCGCGAGAGACUGCAGAAGGACCCCGAGGUCAUGAGCCUCAUGCAAGAUCCCGUGAUGCAGUCGAUUCUGCAACAGGCCCAGUCCGACCCGCAGGCUCUGCAGGAGCACAUGCGCAACCCAAGUGUGCGCACCAAGAUUCAGAAGCUGAUUGCUGCUGGUGUAAUUCGCGUUGGAAGGUAA
Molecule: messenger RNA, 1740 nt
Organism: Akanthomyces muscarius
Lineage: Eukaryota; Fungi; Ascomycota; Sordariomycetes; Hypocreales; Cordycipitaceae
Exons: 3
Coding region: 1-1740 (579 amino acids)
Molecular function (GO): Hsp90 protein binding
Source: RefSeq, a predicted model, not a curated record